Molecule: messenger RNA, 661 nt
Organism: Marmota monax (woodchuck)
Lineage: Eukaryota; Metazoa; Chordata; Mammalia; Rodentia; Sciuridae
Gene: Jtb
Product: jumping translocation breakpoint
Exons: 5
Coding region: 59-499 (146 amino acids)
Biological process (GO): mitotic cytokinesis
Cellular component (GO): centrosome; midbody; cytoplasm
Source: RefSeq, a predicted model, not a curated record
UGGCUCGCGGCCCAACUAGCAGGUCCCUGUGUCCCGACAGGUGCGACCCUGACCGCCCAUGCCUGCGGGCACCGGGAGGCGCGGCCUCCCCCAGGGCCUCCACCUCUGCUGGCUCUUCUGCGCUUUCACCGUAGAGCUCUGCCGAGCAGAGGCUUCCGUGCGGGAGGAGAAGCAGUCAGUGAGCACCUCGACUUUGCCGUGCUGGCUGGGAGAAGAGUUCGUGGUCGCAGAAGAGUGUACUCCGUGUUCCAGUUUUCAGGCUAAAACCAUCCCUGAGUGUGGUUCCACAGGUUAUGUUGAGAAAAUUACAUGCAGCUCCUCUAAGAGAAAUGAGUUCAAAAGCUGCCGCUCAGCUCUGAUGGAACAACACUUAUUCUGGAAAUUUGAAGGGGCUGUGGUGGGUGUGGCUUUGGUCUUCGCAUGCCUUGUCAUCAUCCGUCAGCGACAACUGGACAGAAAGGCUCUGGAAAAGGUCCGGAAGCAAAUUGAGUCCAUAUAGCUACAUUCCACCCUUUUAUCCUGGAUUUUACAGACCAUAUCUCAGAGAAAGUGAAAUGGACUGAUUUGCGCCUUUGGUUCUUAGGAAUCUUGUGGUGGUAACCCCUUCUCCCCAUCUUCCUCUCCAUGUCAUUAAUAAGCACAAUAAAAAAGAGUAAUUUGG